AUGGGAGUGAAGGGCUUCCAGGACUACAUCGAGAAGCACUGCAACAGCACCGUGGUGCCUGUCGAGCUGCAGAAGCUGGCGCGGGGCAGCCUGGUGGGCGGGGCGGAGGGGUGGCAGCAGCCUCCGCAGACCUUGCUGCGCCUCCUCAUCGAAGCCGACAGCUGCCUGCACUGGCUCUAUGGUGGCUUCUACAUGGGACCCUCCCUGUCACUGCACCCCAGCCAGGGAGUGUCCCUGGGGGACAAUGUCACCCUGCGCUGCCACCUGCCCCGGCUGGCUGCCUGGGUCUGGCUGUACCAGGAAAGAGGUUGGUCGUACAACAAGGGGAAGGAGAAGGAGCAGGACGCGGCCGAGUUCUUCUUUGUUAGCACACUGCGGGAACACGCAGGUCGUUAUUGGUGUCAGUACCGGGUGUCUUGGUCAGUAGGGGCAUCAGAGAAGAGUGACCCCGUGGAGCUGGUGCUGACAGAUCACAGUUAUUCCCCACCCAGCAUUUCCAUUCACCCCGAGCAACAUGUGGAGAUGGGGACCAACAUCACCAUCCGCUGCUGGAACAAGGACUACGGGGCCACCUUCCUCCUGCACAAGGAUGGGAGCUCAGACCCUAUCAAGCACCAGGACCCCAGUGGUGGAGGUGCUGCAAACUUUACCUUCCUGGCGAUGACCCCAGCUGACAGUGGCACAUACAGGUGCUCCUAUCGCCUCAGGGGUUACCCCUUUGUGUCCUCACCCCCUGGGGACAGCGUGAUGCUGGAGGUGACACCCACAGCUGCACUCUCAGGUGGGUCUGAGCCCCCCAUUUGCAUACCCCCCGUCAUGGAUGGGUGGCUGUGUCUCUGCAUCCAGUCUGCAUAG
Gallus gallus (chicken) is the source of this 855-nucleotide messenger RNA. It is a transcript of the gene CHIRL5, whose product is annotated as leukocyte immunoglobulin-like receptor subfamily A member 4. The record is from RefSeq and is a predicted model, not a curated record. The transcript has 3 exons. Bases 1 to 855 code for a protein of 284 amino acids. Lineage: Eukaryota; Metazoa; Chordata; Aves; Galliformes; Phasianidae.